Molecule: messenger RNA, 3991 nt
Organism: Lethenteron reissneri (Far Eastern brook lamprey)
Lineage: Eukaryota; Metazoa; Chordata; Hyperoartia; Petromyzontiformes; Petromyzontidae
Product: D-2-hydroxyglutarate dehydrogenase, mitochondrial-like
Cellular component (GO): mitochondrion
Molecular function (GO): catalytic activity; FAD binding
Source: RefSeq, a predicted model, not a curated record
UUCUCCGCGAGGCGGAGGCAGAGGACAUCACGACCCCCCCCCCUGCACAAUGCGCUCGUCCUCAGCCUGCCCGCGGUGGAGGCGGCGAGCGCAGCUUCUCACAGCCGGGUUGGGUGCGAGUCGCCAUGCAGAGGGAGCGCCGCGAUAACAACAACCACAACAACAACCACCACAACAACAACCACCAGCACAGCCACUAGAAGGCUGCUCCUCCUCCACACUCCACACAGCCUCGCAGUGCUGAGCCUCAACUCGGCCCGAGGCGGAGGGCUAAAGCGACCCCCGUCACCCACUCACCCCCCUCAACUCUCCCGCUUCACGCACAACGUAGACACACACGCACUCCGCACAUUGCAAGGUGUACACUCUCAGUUGAAGGGGGCGAGGAGAACUCCACAGUGAGACCGGGCGAGUGUCUGACGAGCGGUGACCCGCGGCCCUGACCCCCGCGCCUCCGAUCAGCGGAGCUACGUACGGCGCGAAAGAAGUUCAAGCUUGGUUGGCUACGUACGGCGCGAAAGAAGUUCAAGGUACAGCGAGAGGAGUGGAGGAGAGUGGAGGAGUCUCCCCUAUCAGCAGCAGCAGCGCCGACUUGCCUUGUCAGAAGCCAUUGUGCCACGAGAGCUGCGAUGAACCUCUCGCGUCCAUCGUCCUUGCCUGGCCUCCGCCGCAUGUGCCGCUUAUGGCCUCUGAGUCGUGCACCAGGGAGAAACGCGGCGCAUCGGCCUUCGUGCUGUCGGACGUCUUUGUGUACAAGGGGUCACGUGACAAGCAGUUCGCAAGGAGGUGGCAUUGUACGAGCAGACCCGAGCAAGAUGACACAUCCAGUGGUGAAACGAGGCCCUUUCUCGCUAUUGGAGCCUCGGGACAUAGAGGUUUUCCAAGCUAUGCUGCCAGAACGCGUCAUCACAGAUCCAGACGUGCUAAGAGCUUCUUGUACUGACUGGCUGGGGAAUUGUCCUGGAAAUAGUGUCCUUAUGCUGAGACCACGCACCACCAAAGAAGUGUCUGAGAUACUCAGGUACUGCAAUGAGCGUCAGCUGGCGGUGACACCCCAGGGAGGAAACACGGGGCUCGUAGGAGGCAGCGUGCCGCUAUUCGAUGAGAUUAUUGUCUCCACUUCCUUGAUGGAUGAAGUCGUCAGCUUCAAUCCACUCUCAGGUGUGCUGGUUUGCCAGGCUGGCUGCGUGUUGGAACGUUUGCAUAACUAUCUGUCGGAGCACGGGCACAUAAUGCCAUUGGACCUCGGUGCCAAGGGAAGCUGUCAGAUCGGAGGCAAUGUGUCAACUAAUGCUGGAGGAGUGCGGCUCAUCCGCUACGGGUCUCUCCGUCACACAGUACUGGGGGUCGAGGCUGUGCUGGCUGAUGGUACGGUGCUGGAUCUAUUGACCACGUUGCGCAAGGACAACACAGGCUAUGACCUGAAGCAGCUGUUCCUGGGAGGAGAAGGCACGCUGGGCCUGGUGACUGCAGUUGCACUUGCCUGCCCCAGAAUGCCCAGCUCACAAAACGUCGCUUUCCUAGGCUGUGAAAGUUUUGAUGCUGUGCUGAAGACGUUUGAGCUCGCCAGGCACAGACUGGGAGAAACGCUGUCGGCCUUUGAAUUUCUGGAUGAAGUUUGCAUGUGGCUGGUGAACACUCACCUGGCGUUGGCCAACCCCGUCACUGAGCACCCUUUCUACGUCCUGGUGGAGACCGCCGGCUCGUGCGGCCGGCACGACGACGAGAAGAUGCAGGACUUCCUGCAAGAGGCGAUGGAGACGGCCCAUGUGUCGGCAGGGACGCUGGCAACGGACCCCUCCAAAGUGCAGGCACUGUGGAGUGUGCGUGAACGCAUCACAGAGGCACUUUCGCGUGAUGGUUUUACCUAUAAAUAUGAUGUGUCGCUACCAACGGAGGACAUUUACAACUUGGUCGUGGAGACGCGACGGGUGUUUCAGGGUGAAUCCAAGCACAUUGUGGGCUACGGACAUCUGGGUGACGGUAACCUGCAUCUGAAUGUCACGGUGCCGGCUCAUGAUGCCGACUUCAAGAAGCGACUGGAGGAGCUGGUGUACGGUUGGACGGCGCGGUGCCGAGGCAGCGUGAGUGCGGAGCACGGGGUGGGCACAUUCAAACGGCACGUCCUGGCAAGCACCAAAUCGCCCGUGGCGCUUGGCAUCAUGCGAGGCAUCAAACAGAUGCUCGACCCGAAGGGAAUCCUCAACCCGUACAAGAUCUUGGCAGAUUAAUCACGCACAGCCACGUGAAGCUCUGUAAUACAAACGAGUUGUGUGAUGGACAUUGAGACGUUGCCAGUGUAAUGUUUCUCCAGUGAAUGUCAACGUGUGUUUUGUGCCCAUAUGGGGAAACAAAAGUUAAAUUGAAUGAAACAGUACAUUUAUUAAAUUAUACAUGUUUAAAACUAUUUAUUUUGAAAAAUGUAAUUACAUUGGCAAAUACUGUCUUGAAAAAUAAAGUGUGUAAUCCUCACGUGUAACAAAAUACAGUAAAAUCUUGGAUUGCGAGCAUAAUUCGUUACGGAAACGUGUUCGUAAUCUAAUGCACUUGUAUAUCAAAGCAAAUUUCCCCAUAAGAAAUAAUGGAAACUCAGAUGAUUCGUUCCAAAAUACCUUUUUAGAUUUUUAUUAUUAAAAUUUAAUAUAAAGUAAUCUAAUUUAUUAAUUAAAUUUAAUCGUGGCUGGUGUGAGAGAGACGAGGAGAGGAGGGUUAUUGUGUAGGACGACUUUUAUUUGCAGUACAGUUACUAAAGAACAGUCACUGCACUUGGACACAAAAUAAAAAAAUGCUUUACGCACACACACGUGGUCACAACACUAUAGUAAACAGUAUACACUCGCAUGGAUGUUGACUAUACGAGUGAGGCACUUCGACGGAGAUCGAGAAUGGGAGACAAUUACCCACAAUCCCGCAGCGAGAGAGCGAAGAACCAUCGGUUCAGUUGUGAUCACGUGACGCUCGGCAGACAAAGCGUAUACUGUACGUACUAGAGUACUCGUAUUGCAAGACAUCGAUCGUCUAUCAAAUUAACAUUUAUAAAAAAAAUUUGCUCGUCUUGCAAAACACUCGCAGACCAAGUUACUCGUAAUCCAAGGUUUUACUGUUUUUCUUAUUCCCAGAAGCCCUCAAAAGCUUGUUCCUCAUUCAGCAAAUUUGUCAACGAAUAACAAAAACUCAUUAUCAAAAACACUAUGGCCUUAAAGUAUAUAGGGGGAAAAUAUAAUAAAUAAACAAAUCAGGCUUUUAACCUGCACAAUAUGUACUCGCUUUCGACGUGAGAGCAUGACUCAAGAGGUACUAGGAGGAACCACAGACGAGCAGGAAUUCCCCUCUCCAAGUUCUGCAGUCCUCUAUAUAUCAAUGUCUUAGCGUUCAAUUAAUGAGUGGUUACAUUGGGAGGAAAUCUGAGCACCCCGAGAUAACCCACGUGUGUGAGGGGGCAACGCUCUAUCCAUACAGGGAUGGAACAGGUGGAGUCCACAUGUGCUGCAUCGCCUUCUGGCAAGCCAUGGUAUAUGACUCCUCGACGCCAACGGGAGUUUCCACAACAGUUGUGAUCCGCCAACCCCUCGUUUCCAGUGCUGGAUUAGAAGCCACCACCACCCCGCUAAUAGGCGACGUUUCGGGCAAUGGCCCUUAUUUAUAGAGAACAGAUGGAGUGAACAAUAGUUGCAAGCCGCACUAUAUACCAUGGGGCCCUGAUGAAAAAUAUUUUAAUGUUUAUUAGGGCAGCACAGCAUUCUAUCAUAGUUUAAUCAUGUGUAAUAUGCUUAGUCGUGAAUACUGCAGGGAUUACUCCAACACACAAGCUUGCUGUAAGCAGACAUCCACAUCCUUGUAUGUCGCUUAAUAACGUGGUCUGUUCUGAUGUUACAUUGAACUGAAACAAACCAAAUAUUAGUUGUAAAUGCAGAUGUUUAAGAUACCAUGAUCAAACUCGGUGUUUAAAGGUCACUGCUAUUGUCAACUCACGAUUAUUUGGAGCAAAACA